Messenger RNA from Phacochoerus africanus (Common warthog), 4417 nucleotides. It is a transcript of the gene MOB1A, whose product is annotated as MOB kinase activator 1A. Lineage: Eukaryota; Metazoa; Chordata; Mammalia; Artiodactyla; Suidae. The record is from RefSeq and is a predicted model, not a curated record. The transcript is spliced from 6 exons. Gene Ontology annotation, molecular function: protein kinase activator activity. Gene Ontology annotation, cellular component: cytoplasm; nucleus. Gene Ontology annotation, biological process: hippo signaling; positive regulation of protein phosphorylation. The coding region runs from base 223 to 873 and encodes 216 amino acids.
UGGUUCCGCAUUUCGGGUCCGUAAAGUGGGGGAGGAAGGCGAGGCGGUUGCAGUAGUUCGCACCUGCUUGCAGCGGCUCGACCCCGGCUGCGAGCUGCAGCGUCGCGGGCAUCCGCUGUCCGCCGGCUGAGGACCUUCGGAUCCCCCUCAGUCCCGCGCGGACUCCGAAUCCUGACCUCGGCGGGGGCGAGCGGCCCCUCCCCUCCGCUCUGAGGAUAGAAGAUGAGCUUCCUCUUUAGUAGCCGUUCUUCUAAAACAUUCAAACCAAAGAAGAAUAUCCCUGAAGGGUCUCAUCAGUAUGAACUCUUAAAACAUGCAGAAGCAACUCUAGGCAGUGGGAAUCUGAGACAAGCUGUUAUGUUGCCAGAAGGAGAGGACCUGAAUGAAUGGAUUGCUGUUAACACUGUGGAUUUCUUCAACCAGAUCAACAUGUUAUAUGGAACUAUCACAGAAUUCUGCACUGAAGCAAGUUGUCCAGUCAUGUCUGCAGGUCCAAGAUAUGAAUACCAUUGGGCAGAUGGUACUAAUAUUAAAAAACCAAUCAAAUGUUCUGCACCAAAAUACAUUGACUAUUUGAUGACUUGGGUUCAGGAUCAACUUGAUGAUGAAACUCUUUUUCCUUCUAAGAUUGGUGUCCCAUUUCCCAAAAACUUUAUGUCUGUGGCAAAGACCAUUCUAAAGCGUCUCUUCAGGGUUUAUGCCCAUAUUUAUCACCAGCACUUUGAUUCUGUGAUGCAGCUGCAGGAAGAGGCCCACCUCAAUACCUCCUUUAAGCACUUUAUUUUCUUUGUUCAGGAAUUUAAUCUGAUCGAUAGGCGUGAGUUGGCACCUCUUCAGGAAUUAAUUGAGAAGCUUGGAUCGAAAGACAGAUAAAUUUUUCUUCUACAACACAGUUACCCUCUUUGCUUCAUCUACUGCUAGAGCUAUCUCGUUGCUAUCUGUUAUAGACUAGUAAUACACAAACUUUAAGAAAAAGGAUAAAAAGACACAUAUUAUCUGUGUCUGCUGGUAAAAUUGUCCCAAAGGUAGGUUGACCUAACACCUUCAGAGUGAGAAACUCAGGACACAGCUGACUCUCUGAGGCACUAUGUGACCACUGCUAUUAUUGCCACAGAAUUGUACUUGGUCGUAAUAUAUGAUGGCUAACCUGCGGUUUAUUAGUUUACUUAUUCUUUUGCUGAAGAAAAUGGUUCUGUUUCAGGUGACAGCAUGAUGGAUAUUAAGAAUUUCCACCAAUAAUUUAUUAACAAAUGUCCAGAACAGAUUUCCUGAUAAUACAAUCAGAUCAGUUUUAUUCUGCUUUUAUUUUACAAACAGAAGAGGUGUUUGGAAAUUUCCUUAAGAUUUAGAGCAUUUGUGUCACUUUGGAUACCCUUUUAGUUUGAAGUUUGUAUGCUAGUGUUUUUAUAGGUAAAAAUAUAUAUGUAUAUUUUUUUCAAAAUUCAUAGUUACAGUUUACAUCAUCAUAUGACGUGGUAUGGGAGUAACCAAAGUUAUUUCUAAAAUGACUGUAUUUUUUAAUCUUUAUUUGGGAUUUUAUUCACAUGAGCCUAUCUAAAUUUUUAGGCGUGUGUAUCAGAUAACUUUUUUUAAGGCAUCUAAGGACUAUCCUGCAGAUCUUUACCUUGAAAUGCUUCAUUCAGAUUAAUUUUAAUAUGUAGGUUUUGGCUGGGAAAAGGAGACUUCCCAAAAAUGAUGACAAACUUGGGUCUCAAAAACCACAUUUUCAUUUAUGUUUUUGUUUCAGAAGCCUUGAACUUUGGAUAGGAGAAUGAAAGUACUCAUAGUACUUGAUUAUUUUGUUUUGAAUUUUCCUUUAAAAAGAACUACUUCUACUUGUUUUUAUUGUGACUUAACGACUUCAUGAAGAGUGGUGUAGAAAUGCACGAACUUUAUCCCAGUAAGGAUAAACCCUAAGAAAAACCACAAUAAAAAAAAUCCUUGAGGGUAUGUGCACAUUUUAUAACCCUACUAAAAGUUUGGUGUGCUACCUGUUCUUUAGAGAGAGCAAGAGAGAGAGAGUGUGUGUGGUAUAUGUUUAAAGGAUACAAAAUGGGAGGAAUAAGUUUAAAAAAAUUCUUCAUUCUGUUAAUAGUCAAAGGAUGGAUUAGAAUGUUAUCCUGUUGUAAUCGUUUUUGUAUCAAACUUGAAAUUAUUGUUUCUAUUGGAAUAAAAAGAAUCUUCCCCUUUAGUGAAGAAAAGAUCUAAUUUUCAUUAGGUUUCCAAGAUUUAGACUGUUUAAACGGUCUUGAGAGGCACAUAUUACUAAAGACUUGUUAGAUUGGCAACGCUUUAAGUUCAUGGACAUUCUUUGUAUCAGAGCUGUGGUUUUUGCAAAGUACUCACCAACUUCCUUGAUAAAGGGAAAGGUUAAAUUUGAUAGGGUUUUGUUUAUUACUCCACUAGAAUGUAAGGAAGGAAUUGCUUAGAAAUUCCUUUUUUGUAAUAACUCAAUUUCCAUAACUUGUUACAAAUGUAGAAUUUUAAAGGAAACAGCAUUUUAUCUGAUUGAUUUAGGCUGAAAUCAUACAUCAUGGUUUCAGGAAAUAAAAGAGUGGGAUAAUCCCUUAUGGAAGAAAGAGAAAAGCCCUCUGUGAAACAUUCAACAAUCCACAUUUUCAGAUUAUGCAGAAGUCCCUGUCAGGCAUUUGUGUGUUUAUGGUGAUCAUUUCCAGAUGAGAAAGAAGGUUUUUUAGAUACCACCUGGAAUAUUACUGCCUCUUGACUUUAAACCUUGCUGUUGGUUUUAAUUAAGCCUGCAAGGAAUAUGUCUCCACUAGGGUUGUACUUUCAUCAUCACUUCUGCUACUUCAGAUAUCAUCAAACAAAAGCAUUCUCACCUUUUCUCCACUUUUCAGUGAUAGAAAUCCUCUCUUCUCUUCAUGACUCAGCCCUGAAAUGAACCAAAUUCCAUCACAUAUUAGCUCAGUAGUAGGGGCAGCUUAAUAAUGGGAUGCAGAUUUUUAAAUGUGUUGGUCAUUUGAGAAUUCAGGUAAUUCAGAGUGUCCUUUUAAAAAAUAAAAGCAUCACCAUAUUCCUAGACUAAUCUGGUUUAACUAAAGAUGCAUCUAAACAUUAGUGUUAACAUUUGUUUACAUCCAAGGCCAGGGAGUUGAGGGCAGAAGAGUUGAAGGGAGGGAAGAGAAUGGGGAAAGGAUGACACCUUCCUGUCUUGGCUGGAGGGCCAGCUUUUGAUUAAAGUUGGAAGAAAUCAAUCUGUCUUUGACUCUUCUCAACCUUGAUCUAUUUACCUGUGCCCAGGGUCUACCUGUCCCCCAACACUCACUCCCCAGGCCCCUCCUAACCAGAAGUCAUCUCCUCAGUGUCUGAUGGCUGUUCCUCACCCUUGAUUACAAUCACAGGUUGGCCAGUGCUUUCUAGAGUCUGCAGUUAAUCCUAUGGUGCUUUAAUUUCCGGGUCUUAAAAAAGCUUUUGGACAAUGAUGUGCAGAUUUUUGUUUAAAUAUGAAAACUUCUUUGUACUAUAGUUUUUGUAUUGACAGCCAAAUGUAUCCUUUAUUCUUCUCCAGACUGUGAAUAAAGUGAUUUUAGUGGGCUGCCAGCUAACAAAGUAUUUCCUUUCAUCUUAAACUUGUAGAGCCGUAGCUCAUAUAGCUGCCUUGAGAAAUGCACAUCUGUAUUCAUGACAUUUAAAACAACAGAAGGAAAGUUUCUUCUAGUAGUUUUCUUGCCUCCAAAAAGAGGCAAGAGGAGCAGUCCCAGUGGUGAUUUUAACUUUCGCAAAUAUUUUUGAGGUUUGCCUUCUGUCUGAGCAGGGAACAAAUCAGGCCCAGAGAAUAUAAGUCCUAGAAAUUUGUUUCUAAGCAUCUCCAGUCCUGGUUAUUGGAGGCCGUCUCUCUGUCCGUGAAAUCCUGGCCUGAAAAUACCGGCUCAUAUACCAAACUAAGCUUCAACAGGGACAUUAUUUCCUCCUAAGAUCAGUUCAGUAACUGGAUGUGGGGUUUUACAAAGAGGCAAAAUAGUAGUCCCUCAGUCUUCCUGUGUUUUUUGCAUUAGAUUUUGGUAUUUCAGAUUGUAAAGGGCUUUGGGGGAAUGAUAUUACCUGUGAUAGCAGUAAUUUUAUUGAAGCAACUGAAUUGAAAUUCACUUGGGUUUUUUCUCAUUGUCAGAUUCUAUUGCAAACAAGUAUUCUGUAAAUCCAAAUGGAUUAUCAGUGUGCUAGUGAUUUACUACAGAACAACAUUCCGUGUUUGGUCUACAUCAAAAAUGGUUUGCUUAAGUUAGUCUUGGGUCUCAUCUAAAAUAUUUUUAAAUGUUCUUUACAUAAAAAUUUAUUUUGUAUUUUUAAAACUUUAGGGGCUUUAUCUAUUUUUCUAAGUCAGUUAACUGUACUUUUUUUAAAAAGUAUUUUGUAUCUACUUUUGUAACUUCAUCAGAAUAAAAUAUAUUGAAAGAAA